Molecule: messenger RNA, 267 nt
Organism: Funneliformis caledonium
Lineage: Eukaryota; Fungi; Glomeromycota; Glomeromycetes; Glomerales; Glomeraceae
Source: the annotation of a GenBank genome assembly
AUGUUAUAUCUUAUAGUAACUAUUACUGAAGGUAUUCGAUGUGUACUUCCUGAAAAAAUAGUUACAAUCACAAAAGACAAGCAGUUUUCAGAAUUGUAUGAAGUGUUUACCUCUAGGCAGUUUAAUAAUCAAGAUGUCAAAGUUUAUGUACAUCAAAAUAAGACUGAUAAAUGGGUAGAAGUAAGUGAUGGUUUAAGUGGCGACCUUAAAAUUAUGAAAGUCUUAGAAUAUAAUCAUGUAAAAUUUACACUCCUCGUAGAAUCCAUA